GUAACUGGACUACUGUUUUCAACCAGCUUUAUUCAGCGAUGACAACGACAUCGCUCAGAAUCAGCUGCUGCGUUCGGAUCCGUUGAGCCGGUGAAUCCGGACCUGCGGCGUGAUACAGGUGGAAAUGGAUUUCUCCGAGGCGUAUACUGAUAGAUGCUCCUCUGUCGGACAUGCAUCUCGGACUGGUGAUAUAAAAUCCUUGAGGAAACUAAUUAAAAAAGGAUGCAGUGUGGAUGUGGCUGAUAACAGAGGAUGGAUGCCAAUUCAUGAAGCAGCGUUUUCCAACUCGGCUCAAUGUUUACAGCUCUUAAUUACUUCAGCCAGGUCCAGGUCAUACGUAAAAUCCAAAACAUUUGAAGGUGAAUCUGCUCUGCAUCUUGCUGCAAAGUCUGGCGGCGCCCCCUGCUCCGAGAUCCUUCUGCGAGCCGGCGCCAAUCCCAACGAGGUCACUAACGACCUAACAACACCGCUAUUCUUAGCUGUAGAGAGUGGACGUGAGGAUGUUGUCCGGCUGCUGCUGAAAUUUAAAGCAAAUAUUAAUGGGCCGCAUUCUUGCUCAGGAUGGAAUCCCUUACACCAAGCCUCACUUAUGGAACGUACUGACCUCAUACAAUUGCUUCUUGAAAAUGGAGUGGACAAGGAGUGCAAAGAUGAUUUUGGUAUUACACCGUUAUUUAUUGCAGCACAGUACGGAAAGUAUGAGAGCCUCAGCCUGUUAUCCCGCGGUGCUGAUGUCAACUGCCAAGCCAAGGACAAGGCGACACCAUUAUUCAUCGCCGCUCAGGAAGGCCACGACAAAUGUGCAGAGCUGUUACUGUCUCAGGGAGCCGAUCCAAACCUUUACUGCAAUGAUGACGGCUGGCAGUUGCCAAUACACGCAGCUGCGCAAAUGGGCCGGAGCAAGGUUCUGGGCAUGCUUAUGGCAGUCACAAAUCGUGUGUGCGACACCGAGAAAGAUCAAGUGAGUCCAGUGUAUUCUGCAGUCUAUGGAGGGCAAGUGGAGUGCCUGAAGCUGCUACUAGCCGGAGGGUAUAGCCCUGAAGCCCAGGAAUGUCCACUCUUCGGAUGUAAAACGCCCAUGUGCAUGGCCAUUCAAAGAGGACACACAGAAAUGGCCCCACUUCUCCUGAAAUAUGGAUCCAGGCUGUCAAGUUUAUAUUUGCAGAAUUGUUUAGAAUACAACAAUUUUCCUCUAUUCCGUUACUUUCUAAACCAACACUGUCCAUUGCCCUCUGGAGACGAAGUGAAUGCAUUUAAACAACCGUUAUCUAAAAGCAAUCACAAGGAAUGGCUGUCUCACUUGCUGCUGGCAGGACUUGAUCCCUCACUGCUGUUGGACACUGCAUGGAUCCGUUCUGUAAAUGAUGACAUCCUUAAUUUGACUCUGGAGUUCAGUAAUUGGAAGAGGCUCUCUGCAGAUGUGGAGAUGAUCUUGUCCACCCACUCAGAACAAUUCACCUGGAUUCCGAAGAAACAUUUCGCAUCCAUUCCAUCGCUGAUGCACCUCUGUCGGCUUAAAAUACGCUCCGUUCUGAGCACUGAACGUCUGCGAUCUGGCAGAUACAUUUCUCAGCUCCCCAUUCCUGCCUGCCUUCAAGAAUAUCUCCAGUAUUCUGAGGUUCUCCAUCUCUAUGGGAUUGCCAGAAAAGAUGAUUCUCAUGAGGAUAAACUGGAAAAUGUCCCUCAAGCAAGUGAAUGAUUGAAAUCCGUAUAUCACCGUGACUGGACAUUUAUACCCUGCUGUAGGCUGAUUUCAGUAUUAAAUACUGCUUGUAAAUAUACUUUUUUUUUAUUAUUUCUAAAGAAGCCGAGAUGUGUUUGCAAGUGCUGCAGGAAACAGGAAGUGUCGAUUUAAAUAAAGAUCUUGUUGUUUGUACUGUGA
This is a messenger RNA of Pseudophryne corroboree (corroboree frog), 1882 nucleotides long. RefSeq names its product ankyrin repeat and SOCS box containing 3 (gene ASB3). The coding region runs from base 125 to 1699 and encodes 524 amino acids. Gene Ontology annotation, biological process: intracellular signal transduction. The transcript is spliced from 10 exons. The record is from RefSeq and is a predicted model, not a curated record. NCBI's taxonomy places the organism in Eukaryota, Metazoa, Chordata, Amphibia, Anura, Myobatrachidae. Gene Ontology annotation, cellular component: nucleus; cytoplasm. Gene Ontology annotation, molecular function: protein binding.